CCUGAGAACGCGGGGGGCUUCCGGGGUGCGGGCAGUCUAUCGGUCCGCGGGUAUGGAUGAGGACGGGCUGCCCAUCGUGGGCUCCGGCAUCGACCUCACUAAGGUUCCUGCUAUUCAGCAGAAAAGAACUGUAGCGUUUCUAAACCAAUUUGUUGUUCACACAGUGCAGUUUCUGAACCGCUUUUCUACUGUUUGUGAAGAGAAAUUGUCAGCACUCUCUCUCCGUAUCCAGCAAAUUGAAACAACACUCAAUAUAUUGGAUGCAAAGUUAUCCUCUAUUCCUGGCUUAGAGGAUGUCAAAUUUGAAGUGUCCAGUGCAAAUCUGAAUAAUGUUACAACUAGUCCCAUGGCACCAGCUACUACGGAUCAACAGGCAGCUGUGUCACCUCAGUCUGGACAGAAUAAUAAACAUGAAGAAGCAUUACAGAAAACGGAGAUAGUAACAGAAAAUAUGAGAACUGUGGCCAAAGACCCAAGAUAUGCCAGAUAUCUCAAAAUGGUACAAGUGGGUGUUCCUGUUAUGGCCAUACGAAACAAAAUGAUUUCUGAGGGGCUAAAUCCAGAUCUUCUUGAGACUCCAGAUGCCCCUGUGCCUGCUUGGGGAGAUGAUGGGAAUGCAGAAGACAGUUCUGAUAGUGAAUCUUCCUUUAGUGACUAAAAAGACCAAUUUUAGCCUUUGGAAACCUCCAUUAAGUGCUAAUGUGUUUGGAGCUUUUGCAAAUAAUGAUUUUGUGUGCAUUACGUGAGUGACAUGAUUUAUCUGACAGCUUUUCUUAGCACUGAGAUCUUCUGCGUUCUCUCCCAAGAAGUCUGGGCAGGCAACGUGUUUGACCUGAAACUUUCCAUCAUGAAAAUUGAUUGCGAUAUCCUUGUGAUGUUUAUCCUUUGUUAGUUCAGAUUCUUUCUGAUUCUUCUGGAGUUACCUAAAAAAAAAAACC
This is a messenger RNA of Centrocercus urophasianus (Greater sage-grouse), 938 nucleotides long. It is a transcript of the gene WASHC3, whose product is annotated as WASH complex subunit 3. The transcript is spliced from 7 exons. NCBI's taxonomy places the organism in Eukaryota, Metazoa, Chordata, Aves, Galliformes, Phasianidae. The record is from RefSeq and is a predicted model, not a curated record. Gene Ontology annotation, biological process: actin filament polymerization; exocytosis. Gene Ontology annotation, cellular component: WASH complex. Bases 53 to 658 code for a protein of 201 amino acids.